Messenger RNA from Pelobates cultripes (western spadefoot toad), 537 nucleotides. Lineage: Eukaryota; Metazoa; Chordata; Amphibia; Anura; Pelobatidae. The record is from the annotation of a GenBank genome assembly.
AUGGAACCAGCGGGUCUGCAAGACCUAUCCCCAAUCAUGGAACCAGCGGGUCUGCAAGACCUAUCCCCAAUCAUGGAACCAGCGGGUCUGCAAGACCUAUCCCCAAUCAUGGAACCAGAGGGUCUACAAGACCUAUCCCCAAUCAUGGAACCAGAGGGUCUACAAGACCUAUCCCCAAUCAUGGAACCAGAGGGUCUACAAGACCUAUCCCCAAUCAUGGAACCAGAGGGUCUACAAGACCUAUCCCCAAUCAUGGAACCAGAGGGUCUACAAGACCUUUCCCCAAUCAUGGAACCAGAGGGUCUACAAGACCUAUCCCCAAUCAUGGAACCAGGGGGUCUACAAGACCUAUCCCCAAUCAUGGAACCAGGGGGUCUACAAGACCUAUCCCCAAUCAUGGAACCAGGGGGUCUACAAGACCUUUCCCCAAUCAUGGAACCAGAGGGUCUACAAGACCUAUCCCCAAUCAUGGAACCAGGGGGUCUACAAGACUUUCCCCUUCUUUCCACCUACAGAACACAAGGUGUUUUGUAUUAA